Pyricularia oryzae 70-15 is the source of this 1430-nucleotide messenger RNA. RefSeq lists its product as uncharacterized. The transcript is spliced from 2 exons. The record is from RefSeq and is a predicted model, not a curated record. Lineage: Eukaryota; Fungi; Ascomycota; Sordariomycetes; Magnaporthales; Pyriculariaceae. Bases 447 to 779 code for a protein of 110 amino acids.
ACCAGAUCGUACACCCGGUUUUCUUCCGAGCGGGUGACCACCAACAUCAAUCAUCCAUCCAUCCCAUCUGGUCAUCGGCGAUACUCCACCACCCCUUUCCCUGAUUCAGUACCGCACCGGCAACGUAACAGAACGGCUCCAAUAUAAACAGCAACGGACAAGCCUCUGCUGUCAUUGAUAUUACUGGCCCUGUGGAAGACCCUGUGAGAGAAGCAAAGGGGCAGAUCAAAGCGCCCAGUCCCGCCGUGCUCCAUCUGCGCAGCGGGUUACCAGCUGCCCAUUCGCCCAGUUGGUCCACAUACUUACAACUCUGUUUCGAGCACUCAGACGCACAACAAAACCGAAAACCACCUUUCGCCCAGGAAGAAAGGACUGACCGGACCAGGAAAACCAGGGAGGAAUUCCGGUAGUUUUCUACCAACAAAUACCACGAACAAAAAGAAAGGAUGUGCUACUUUGACCACAUUCGAUGGAGCUGCGGUUACUGGAAAUGGGGCAACUUCCGGCAGCAAUGCACCAAGGAAUACAGGACGGGGGAAACGUGCGGGCUGAAGCUCGUCUACGACACCGACUAUCUGCCCAACCAGUGCCGAAUCUGCGAUAACGUUCAUAAAAAAACGCGCCGUUACUACAAGAUGGCGGCCGACGUCGAGCGCUGGCGCCACGAGGGGGGUCGAACAGCAACCAUCGAGAAGACCGAGGACGAUAUGGAUGAGCUGUCAAGACAAAUCGCCAACCUCAACGCGGAACAUGCUACGAGAGUGAGUAGCGUGUCGUAGAGUGGUGUGUGUGGGGAUGAUUGGGAAAAGGGGGAGAAGAUGGAGAGCAAUAUGCAAGUGGGGAGCAAGAGAGGAAGAGAAGGAAAAAGCAGAAAAGAGAAUGAGGGGUUACGUCAGUCUGAAUCACGCAUGGAGCGUGGAGGGGCUCUCCCGGAAAUUGAAAAGAUAUUCCGUUUUUUCGUGGUCUUUUUUUGGCGAGGCGCUUACCUCGAGGAUGUGGGACACAGUUGUGGAAAAGAGAACAACAGCAGGAAAUCAGGCAAAGGCAUAAUUACUCCCAAGGACAAAGAGAUCCGAAGGGAUGCCGACAAAAUAAUGGUCUAGGUGACGGUGGAGGGAUGCCAAGGGGAUGAUAAGGCAGAGAAAUAAACAAGGGGCAAAGGGAACGGGGUUAUGUUUUCAUCUCACGGCGUUGGCGUGCUUUUCUCUCUCUUUUCUCUGGUCCUUUUUUGCUUUCUUUGGAGUCUUUAAGGGGCGUUACCCUGGGUAGUAACUGAUCAGCUUUUUGAAUGUGGUGUUUGAAGGGGCCUCUUCUCUGCGGCCUCUUGCUUGGUCGUCUUCUCCUCUUCUUUCGCAUGUUUGGUAGUGUCCUCGUGGCACACUCAGAGUGAUUUAGUCAAUGGUCAACGAAAUGAAGAUAAACGAAAGCCC